AUGGUGGAGCUGCGUAACGAAGAUCCACGUGCCUUCCAGAACUUUAUGAGAAUGCCCCCAGACAUGUUUGACGAACUGGUGAACCGGCUCACUCCUCGACUGCUCAAGACACAGACCAACUUCAGAGCGAACUUAGAGCCUGGACUCAAAGUGGCCAUAACCCUACGCCAUCUUGCCUCUGGUUCAAAAUACAGGGACAUGCAGUACGGUUGGAGGGUCCCUCACAACACAAUCAGCAAAGUUGUCAGAGAAGUAUGUACAGCCAUAUCAGAAGAGUACCUUGAUGAACAGAUGACUUGCCCUACCAACGAUGAACAAUGGCGUGAAAUUGCCAAUGACUGGUUGCAGAGGUGGAACUUUCCUCACAUAAUCGGCGCUAUUGAUGGCAAGCACGUGGCAUGCAAAGCUCCCCCAAACUCAGGCUCGGAAUAUUACAACUACAAGGGCUUUUUCAGUAUCAUUUUAGUUGCCCUGGUCAGUUCUGACUACAAGGUUCUUUGGGCUGACGUAUCAGGAAACGGUUCCGCAUCAGAUGCUCAAAUAUACAACCAAAGUGAGCUGAAGCAAGGUCUCGAGAACGGCGACAUUAUGGGUUGA
Lytechinus variegatus (green sea urchin) is the source of this 597-nucleotide messenger RNA. Its product is annotated as putative nuclease HARBI1. Lineage: Eukaryota; Metazoa; Echinodermata; Echinoidea; Temnopleuroida; Toxopneustidae. Bases 1 to 597 code for a protein of 198 amino acids. The record is from RefSeq and is a predicted model, not a curated record. The transcript has a single exon.